Messenger RNA from Pelobates fuscus (common spadefoot toad), 1592 nucleotides. RefSeq names its product E3 ubiquitin-protein ligase HACE1-like. Gene Ontology annotation, molecular function: DNA binding; POU domain binding. Gene Ontology annotation, biological process: regulation of gene expression. The transcript has 11 exons. The record is from RefSeq and is a predicted model, not a curated record. Lineage: Eukaryota; Metazoa; Chordata; Amphibia; Anura; Pelobatidae. Gene Ontology annotation, cellular component: nucleus. Bases 1 to 1584 code for a protein of 527 amino acids.
AUGUGGAGAUCGAGCAGGACUUUCCAUCCAAACGAUCAUCAAGAUAAAGAAUCUUCUGUUGCUAAAGAAUUUGGACUAAAUGAUAGUACUGGAAAGGAUGCUGACUUGCUAAUUUCACCUAAACUUGCACAUGGGUUAAAAGAUUCCAAACUAAAUAAUCAUACAUCUCAGAAGUACGUGGGUGUCAGAGUAAGGUUACCAGUGAAAGAAAUGCUGAAUAAAAUAAGAUCAGCAAAGAAUGGAUAUUCUAAUGUCUCCAAGGUUUUGGAUUCCGAAUCCAGAAGACAAUCCAAGGUCAGAAAAGGAAAAAUGAGAUAUAUGUACUCAGCAAGAAGACCAAGGCAGAAGGAAUUUGAUUCUCCAAAACUGAGAGAAACAAUGGAUGAACUUUUAGAAGUACUUGACAAUAAAUUGCUCCAGUCUCCCGAAACUUCUUUGGCUGCACAUCCUACCGAUAACCUAUGUCUGCCAUGCAAUAUGGAUAAUGAAAAUUCACAUACUACCUUUGAGGAGCAAUCUCACCAACAUAAUAAAUCGAGCUACGAUAGUUUUUUUGACCAUCAUAACAAAUGUCAUCUUGCGGAGCUCCAAUCGUUAUCACAUGAAUUUUCUCAGUUGAACUCUGAAGAAACAUUUAAUUUCAACAAUAACAUUGGAACUUAUAACAUCAACUUGAAUAGCACAGCAGGAAGUGUCAGCUGCUCAACAAAAUAUACAGUCAAAAGUCACCAAUGUCGGGUUGAAAAUCCACCCAUGAUUCAUGGCUGUUGUGAAAACCUUAAUAUGGUAACCAUUAGACAACAGAAGCAGACUUCUUUCUCAUUUUUCGAGUUUCAAAUUAUGCAUGAAGAAGAAAAACUCUGUAACCCUUCCGUCGAUAAAGGAAUUACAACACUGGAUGAAGAUGAAAACAGGUUGCUAUUUUCUGCUAUCAGUGAUGGAAAAAGAGCUCGAGCCUAUGUUCUUGCAAGAAGACUUACAAUGUGUAAUAAAAUCAAUGUGAAAGAUUCGAAUAAAAGGACUGCAUUACAUGUGGCAGCUGAAAAGAAUCAGCAUUUGAUCUUUCAAGAUCUCUUGGGAUUUGGAGCCAACAUCAAUGAGCGUGACAGCAACGGAAAAGCACCACUUCACAUAUGCGCAUCGUACGGACAUGUCAACGUCAUGGAGGUUUUGAAAAAUACCAAGGAGACGGGGCAAGAUCUACAAGUAGAGGCUUUUGACAGCAGUGGAUUGACACCUCUGCACUAUGCUGUCUUGGCUCAUAAUUUUACAGUUAAGGAAUAUGAAAACAGACACCUUAAAAAUGAUGUGAAGAAAUGUCUUCAUUACAGGAAGGGGGGAUUGCUGCAAGGUGUGAAAUGUUUACUGCAAAUGGGAGCAGAUCCAUUAACCAGGGAGCUUAAGACUGGUCAAACGUCCAUACAGUUAGCCCACUCCGAGGAUAACAAAGAAAUGGUUUCUUUCUUUAGCAACCUCUAUCCUAACAUGAAAGAAAUGUUGAAUGAGAAGCAUACAUUGUAUUCAGUGUUUGAAACGAUGGUGGAAGAAUAUUGUAUUCAACAACACGUUGUGCCAUCCCUUUAAGUAUCUGG